Anopheles coustani is the source of this 1953-nucleotide messenger RNA. It is a transcript of the gene Cdc23, whose product is annotated as cell division cycle protein 23 homolog. The transcript is spliced from 2 exons. Lineage: Eukaryota; Metazoa; Arthropoda; Insecta; Diptera; Culicidae. Gene Ontology annotation, molecular function: protein binding. Gene Ontology annotation, cellular component: anaphase-promoting complex. Gene Ontology annotation, biological process: cell division. The record is from RefSeq and is a predicted model, not a curated record. Bases 67 to 1914 code for a protein of 615 amino acids.
GAAACCGUGUAGUUUUGUUUUAAAUCAGUAGUCAAUUAAGGUAAAUUGCUCCAUUACUGCUUCGCAAUGGAUGAAACAUUCACAGUGAACCUGGCCGAAGCGAAACUUGACAUUCUGAACGGCAUCGUCGAAUGCAACAAACGCGGUUUGGUGCAGUGUGCCAAAUGGCUUGCCGAACUAAAUCACGGGCUUCCCCAGGAUAGGCUGGAACGAAAGGACGACCACGAAACGUACGAUGCGCAACGUGCCGGUAUCGCCGACAACGAGUACGACGAUUACAUACUUGCCAAGAGCUAUUUCGAUGUGCGCGAGUACGACCGAGCGACCUACUUUACGCGAAACUGCGAAUCGCCUGUGCCCAAGUUUCUGCACAUGUACUCAACGUACAUGUCGAUGGAAAAGAAGCGAUUGGACAACAUGACCGACAGCUCGGUAGUCAGCACCAAGAAGCACGCAAAAGAUUUCGCCGAUCUGGUGUCCACGCUACGCACGGAGCGCAGUCUCGGCAAGCUGGACGGAUACUGUCUUUAUCUGUACGGAGUUAUACUGAAGAAGCUCGAUCUCACCAUCCUCGCCGUGCAAGUGUUUGUAGAAGCAAUCAAUGCCGAACCGACGCUCUGGAGCGCUUGGGUGGAGCUAGCACCGCUGGUCACGCACAAGGUGAUGCUGCUCGAUCUGAAUCUGCCUAACCAUUGGAUCAAGCAGAUUUUCAUCGGGUACGCGUACAUUGAACUGUUUCUCAACGAUGAAGGAAUCAAGAUCUUCCAGCACCUGCUGAAGAUUGGUUUUGGCAAAUGCAUAUUUAUACCUACCCAGUUGGCCAUUGCUUUCUCGAACAAACGGGAUGUCGAUCGAUCGAUUGAGAUAUUUCAGCGCCUACAGAAAAUCGACCCGUAUCGUUUAGAUAAUCUCGAUUCUUAUUCCAACCUGCUGUUUGUGAAGGACAUGAAAACGGAAAUGUCUCACCUGGCACAUAAGGUUGUGGAGAUCAACAAGUACAGUCCGGAAACGUGCUGCGUCGUCGGGAACUACUAUAGCAUCCGAGCGGACCACUAUAAAGCGGUAAUGUAUUUUCAACGGGCACUCAAGCUGAACCCCCGCUACCUAUCAGCCUGGACGCUGAUGGGGCAUGAGUUUAUGGAGAUGAAAAACACUAACGCCGCCAUACAAAGCUACCGGCAGGCUGUUGAAGUCAAUCGGCGAGAUUUUCGGGCAUGGUACGGCCUCGGCCAGGCGUACGAGAUCCUCAAAAUGCCUUACUACAGUUUAUACUACUAUAAAGCCGCCCAACAGCUGCGACCAUAUGAUAGCCGAAUGCUUGUUGCGCUGGGAGAAACGUACGAAAAGUUGGACAAAGUAUCGGACGCCAUCAAGUGCUACCAGAAGGCACACAGCGUUGGUGACAUCGAGGGUGUGGCAUUGUAUAGUUUGGCCAAGCUGUACGAGAAACAGGGCGAAAUGGAGAAAGCGAUUCCGGUGUUCCUGAGCUUUUGCCGGGACGAAAAGGUGGUAGCCGAUAAAGCAUCACUGUAUCACGCAUAUAUGACCCUCGCGAACCACUACGAGAAGGUUGAAGAUUUUGAAAAAGCGUCCCACUUUGCGUAUAAGUGUUUAGACUACGAAGACACGAAGCGGGAGGCCGAGUCGUUGCUCAAGUCGAUUGCCAACAAACGGGGACACAAGUUGGCGACUUCCUCGGGUACUACAAACAUCGCUGCGGCAAAGGCUGCUACAAACGUAGAAGAUAAGCCUGACAGCGAGUCCACCGAUACGUACGGAGAGGACAUGGAUAUGGAUGAAUCGAACAUUUGUAAAACGGUGGCGGAGUUGGCCAUGGGCGAAGAAGUGCCGUUAGUAACCAGUGAGGAAAUACCAGAGUUUCAAAUGGAGGAUUCAUUCGACACGAAUGAGUAAUUGUUAGUAAUAUUUGAAAAAUAAAUACAAUAUUUUCGC